Ipomoea triloba (trilobed morning glory) is the source of this 1371-nucleotide messenger RNA. Its product is annotated as E3 ubiquitin-protein ligase CHIP. The record is from RefSeq and is a predicted model, not a curated record. The transcript is spliced from 8 exons. Gene Ontology annotation, molecular function: ubiquitin protein ligase activity; protein-folding chaperone binding. Gene Ontology annotation, cellular component: cytoplasm. Bases 276 to 1115 code for a protein of 279 amino acids. NCBI's taxonomy places the organism in Eukaryota, Viridiplantae, Streptophyta, Magnoliopsida, Solanales, Convolvulaceae. Gene Ontology annotation, biological process: protein polyubiquitination; proteasome-mediated ubiquitin-dependent protein catabolic process; positive regulation of proteolysis.
AUCGGAAGUAACUUUUCGAUAGUGUUUGUCAUUUUGCGGAAAGAACUGCAGUCGAAGACUUGCACAAGGAAAGUGGGGAAGACUUGGUUGAUUUCCACGAAAUUAUGGAAUCAACCACAUAAUCGACCAAUAAAAAACGCGAUGGAAUAGUUUUCAGGAUUUCAGACUUGGAUUAUACUUUCCGUUUGAUUGCAUUUUCAGAGAUCUUGCGAGGAAGAGAUACGUAGGAGAAACGUCAAACGUGCAGGGUUUGCAGAGGGAAAGGGAGAGAGGAGAUGUCGCCGACCGUCGCCGCCGCCGCCGAACAGGCGGAACAGCUGAAGGAGAACGGAAACCACUGCUUCCAGAAAAACAAAUUCAGCGCCGCUAUCGAUUUCUAUACCGAGGCCAUUACGCUGUGCCCUAAUGUUCCGGUGUACUGGACAAAUCGUGCUUUGUGCCAUCGCCGGCGGAAUGACUGGUUAAGACUGGAGGAGGACUGUAGAAGAGCAAUUCAGCUUGAUCAUAAUUCUGUUAAGGCACAUUAUAUGCUAGGUCUUGCUUUGCUACAGAAAAAAGACUAUUCUGAAGGAGUCAGAGAAUUGGAAAAAGCAUUGGAUCUUGGUAGAGGUGCUGAUCCUAAGAGUUACAUGGUAGAGGAGAUCUGGCAAGAGCUGGGAAAUGCAAAAUACUUGGAGUGGGAACAUGAAUCUACCUCGCGUUCCUGGGAACAGCAGAAUUUGAAAGAAUCUUGUGAGGCAGCUUUUAAGAAGAAAUAUUUACUUGAUAGCUCAGAGGCAGAAGGAUCUUCAGAUGAACAGAUUAAUCACCUCGCAGAACAACUUGAAGCUUUAAAUUUAGUGUUUAAGAAAGCUGCAGAAGAUGAUACACCAACUGAGGUUCCUGAUUACUUGUGUUGCAACAUUACACUAGAAAUCUUCCGCGAUCCUGUCAUUACACCUAGCGGCUUUACCUAUGAGAGGGCAGUAAUCCUUAACCAUUUGCAGAAGGUGGGCAACUUUGAUCCAAUUACUCGAGAACCACUCAACACAUGUCAGUUGAUACCCAAUUUGGCUAUAAAAGAAGCAGUACAAUCAUAUUUGGCUAAGCAUGGAUGGGCUUACAGGACGGAUUAAAAGUUCUACGUAUGACUUGACACCAGUUCCUUGCAUGUUGUAGAGGCAUUUAAACUCACUGGGUCUCUUCAUACUUCUUCAAUAUAAGUGCCUAUCGGGUGCUAGUAUCGCUUGUAAUGUUAGUCAGAGAUUUGUACAGUGCUAUUAUCGUUUGCUCUGUGAUUGUGAUCAAACCGUGUACAGUUGUAUGAAAGAUUGUGUGAGGCAGCAGUGGCCCUUUUCUUCUAGCUAUCAAUCGAACAAGUUUUGGAUAUUA